This is a messenger RNA of Prorocentrum cordatum, 1638 nucleotides long. The record is from the annotation of a GenBank genome assembly. NCBI's taxonomy places the organism in Eukaryota, Dinophyceae, Prorocentrales, Prorocentraceae.
GUGGACGGCCUGUGGGGGAACUGGAUGCAGUGGACGGAGUGCAGCGCGACCUGCUCCAGGGGGUACAAGUCGCGACGCCGCACCAUCGACGUCCAGCCGAACUACUGCGGGAAGCUCCUGCACGGACUGCGAGAGGAGUUCCUCGUCUGCGACGACCUCCCGCCCUGCGAGGAGGACAGGGACUGCAAGCUGUCGGAGUGGGGCAGCUGGUCGCCAUGCUCGUGCGCCUGCUCCGGCACCCGCGAGCGGAACAGGCGCAUCGCGGAGUUCGCCUCGGGGAACGGGAAGCCCUGCGCCAACGCGACCCUCAAGGCCGUGGAGCCCUGCAACCCCGGGGUUGGCGAGGAGGCGCCGGCCGAGUGCGGGAGCGGCACGCCGCAGGACUGCGAGCUGGGCGACUGGUCGGAGUGGUCCGAUUGCUCGCUGCCUUGCGGCGGCGGUCAGCAGGAGCGCAAGAGGGCCAUCAAGGCCCAGCCCGCCCACGGGGGCCGGCCGUGCGCGGACAGCCUGCUGGCGACGCGCCCCUGCCACACGCAGCCCUGCGAGGCGGAGACCUGCCAGGAUUGCACCUGGGGCCAGUGGUCCGACUGGGGCGACUGCUCCAAGUGCGGGGGGCAGCGCUGGCGCCACCGCUCGGCGCGGGCCCUCAGCGCGGCUGUCGGCCGCGCAGGGAGGGAGGGGGGGGGCGCACCGGCCGCCCCCUCGCGCGGCCGCAUGCAGCCCGUGAAGGUGUCGCACCUCAUCCAGCCCACCCGUGCCGGCCUGGCCGCGCCCCCGCCCGAGCCCCCGCCCGCGCCGCAGCGCGGCGGGCCGGCCUCUGCGGGGCGGCCCGGCACGCCCGCGGCGCUGUCGGCGGGGACGUUCGACGCCACAGGGGCUGGCGGCCGCUGGAGCACGGCUGGCCUCUCCACGCCCAAGCACGGCGACCGGCCCGACCUGGCCGCCAGCGUGCAGCUGAUGAGUGCUGCGUUCCGCGGCAGCGCCGUGUCCGCCGGGGCCGUGAUGGCGGCGCCGGUGGCCGUGGCGCCCGUGGCUUUUGCGCCGGCGCCGAGGGCGCAGCCGGCCCGGCCGCUGUCGGCGGGGCGUUCCUGUGCCGCAUCCUUGCAGCUGGACGCAGCAGCGCCGCAGUCGCCGGCGGGCGACCAGUUCGCGGGGCAGGUUGCGCUGGAGAUGCCGACGCCCACCAACGCGAGCCGAAAGGUGAUGAUCGGCAGAAGCUCCCGCAGCGCCCGCAACAGCGUGCUCAUCGCCCGGGGUACGGGCAGCCCCGAGCAGGUGCUGGACGCUUGGCCGGUGGCCCUGCGCGCGGCGCCCCCCGGGACGCCGGGCGGCGCCUCGACCGCCCCGGCCCCGGCCGCCCUGCAGCCGCAGCAGGGCUGGGCGGUGCCGCUGCCGCAGCAGCCCGUCGCGAUGCUCGGGGCCGUGCCCAUGCAGCCGCAGCGGCCGUCCACCGCCCCGACCCGCCCGGUGGUGGUGCGGCGCAACAUCCAGGCCGUCCAGGUGGUCCACGCGGCGCCGCCGCAAGGGGCCUCCGCGGGCGCCGUCGAGGUGCUGCCGCUCGCCGCGCCCACGCCGGGGAGCGGCGAGGCCGCCGAGGCCGCGCCGAGAGCGCCCGCGCGGUGCUUCCCGCGGGAGUGA